This is a messenger RNA of Suncus etruscus (white-toothed pygmy shrew), 1434 nucleotides long. RefSeq names its product matrix metallopeptidase 20 (gene MMP20). The transcript has 10 exons. Lineage: Eukaryota; Metazoa; Chordata; Mammalia; Eulipotyphla; Soricidae. The coding region runs from base 1 to 1434 and encodes 477 amino acids. The record is from RefSeq and is a predicted model, not a curated record. Gene Ontology annotation, biological process: proteolysis; amelogenesis; extracellular matrix organization. Gene Ontology annotation, cellular component: extracellular matrix. Gene Ontology annotation, molecular function: zinc ion binding; metalloendopeptidase activity.
AUGAAGGUGCUCCCUGCGCCUAGCUUUGCUGUCCUCCUUUUCGUGACUCUGAAGUUUUCCACUGCAGCCUCUUCCUUAUCAUCCAGAACCUCAAGGACCAACUACCACCUUGCACAGGCAUACCUUGACAAAUAUUACACAAAGGAAGGAGGACCUCAAAUUGGUGAGAUGGUAGCAAGACAACGCAACACCAUGGUCAAGAAGAUUAAGGAAUUACAAGCCUUCUUCGGCCUCCAGAUCACUGGGAAAUUAGACAAGUCUACAAUGGAUGUGAUCAAGAGACCUCGCUGUGGAGUUCCUGAUGUGGCAAACUAUCGCCUCUUCCCAGGUGAACCCAAAUGGAAAAAAAAUACUUUGACAUACAGAAUAGACAAAUACACGUCUUCCAUGACAUCUGUAGAAGUGGACAAGGCUGUGGAGAUGGCACUGCAGGCGUGGAGCAGUGCCGUCCCUCUGAGCUUCGUCAGAAUCAACUCAGGAGAAGCAGACAUCAUGGUAUCGUUUGAAACUGGAGAUCACGGGGAUUCCUAUCCAUUUGAUGGGCCUCGGGGGACUCUAGCCCAUGCAUUUGCACCUGGAGAAGGCCUGGGAGGAGAUACACAUUUCGACAAUGCCGAGAAGUGGACUAUGGGGACGAAUGGCUUCAACCUAUUCACAGUUGCUGCUCAUGAAUUUGGCCAUGCACUGGGCCUGGCCCAUUCUUCAGACCCAUCCGCGCUGAUGUAUCCAACUUAUAAAUACCAGCAGCCGUAUGGGUUCCGCCUGUCCAAGGAUGAUGUGAAAGGGAUUCAGGCACUGUAUGGCCCUAGGAAACCAUUCCCAGGAAAUCCCUCUGUGCCGCACACACCCCCUCACCAACCUGAUCCGUGUGAUUCCUCCUCGUCCUUCGAUGCAGUGACCAGGCUGGGGAAGGAGCUGCUAUUCUUCAGUGACCGGAUUCUCUGGCGUCGGCAGGUUCACUUGCCAGCGGGGAUCCAGCCCAGCACCAUCAUGAGCUCCUUCCCCCAGCUGAUGUCCAAUGUGGAUGCAGCUUAUGAAGUGGCUGAUCGGGGCACUGCCUACUUCUUCAAAGGUCCCCAUUAUUGGAUAACAAGAGGAUUCCAAAUGCAAGGUCCUCCUCGAACUAUAUAUGACUUUGGGUUCCCAAGGAAUGUGAAGUACAUAGAUGCUGCUGUCAAUGUCAAGGACACACAAAAGACCCUUUUCUUUGUGGGAGACGAAUAUUACAGCUAUGAUGAACGAAAAGGAAAAAUGGAAAAAGAUUAUCCCAAGUAUAUCGAAGAGGAAUUUUCAGGAGUAAAUAGCCCAAUAGAUGCUGCUGUGGAGUUAAAUGGCUACAUUUUCUUCUUUUCUGGACCUAAAGCAUACAAGUAUAAUGUGGAGAAGGAAGAUGUGGUCAGUGUGGUGAAAUCUAGCUCCUGGCUUGGUUGCUAA